CGGGCCAAGUCCCAUCGGUUUAAGGUCACACUUGACGAUGCUUGGACUCAGAUUGAUGACACUACAAAGACCAUCGCUUCAGCCCACCAUAAAAGUGUUCGCCAUGUGCAGAAUGACCUCUACAUUGGUCAUGGAAUACUUCGCUCUAGGCACUUCAAGGUGAAUGCGUGGAAUGCGUUCUGUUGGAAAAAAAACCAGGACAGUGAGAAUUGUGAUCAGGGCAGACAUGCACUCGAGCAGCUUGUUCAUGAGCAUAAGGCCAAGUACUAUGCGCUCUCGAGGGAAGAACAACAAGACCUGGUCAAGGAGUAUGCCGAACAGAAGUUGGCAAGGAUGGCUGGUGUCCGCACCUCCACCAAGUCAAAGAUCAAUGACAUCACUCAAACUCUAAAGGCCAUUGAAAACAAACUCAAUAGCUUGAACUGUCGCACAGGUGCAGAAGCAAUUCUAUACAUGACGCAUGGGUCAACCGAUCUCCCCCUCCAAGGCAUAACCUUUGCAAUGGAAGGUGUACAACACUUCAUGCAGUCUGUGAUGAGUAUCGACAAUCAAGAUUUGAUCACUAAAAUGGAAGGCUUUGCUGUCCAAGGCAUGAGAGGGGCUGCAAAAAAUCACCAACAACAUGUCUCUGAAAUAUGCUCAUCCAUCUGCAACAUUAUCAACCGCACUCUUCAUAAUGUAGGGGAAAUUACUGGCGACUCCAACGCCAAAAUGCAAUGGGCUUACUAUUUCUGGAAUGUCAUUCAACAUUACCAAGUUGUGAUAGAAGGGUGGCCCAAAAACAUUCCAUUUGCGAACCUCAGCAAGGUGUCUAGUGCCCUCCCUGAGCUUGAGAUGCUCCUUCGGAAGUGGGAGUUGGGUACCACACAUUGGAAGGUUUUGACUGACGAAGAUUUCAAGAAAAUCUGUCUGGAACACAACAAGAAGCUUGAGAGUGGCGAGAUCAAAGAUACUUGCCAACGACCUCGAUCUGACAAAGGCAGUAAAUGCAAGAGGCCAGCAGCCACUGAUGAAAACUCAACCUGCCGCAAGAAGUACAAGAGUAAAGAAACUAUUGAAGACAGUGACAAUGAAAAUGGUGAGGAAGAGGAAGAUGACACUCCCGAUCAUCGGCCAUCUGAUGGCACUUCCGACACCACCCCUACCCCUCAUGUACCUGGCAGUGCUCUUACUCUUUCACAUCCUAACUCCAACAAUCUUCCUCUUAAUGAUUCUUCCAAUGGCUCUACCUCCGAUGUCCCUCUCUUCGACUGUGAUGCUGCACUGGCUAUGCUAGACCAAAUCUUUGGUCCUGUGCCCCAAGCUGGCCCAUCAACCAUUGGUCAUGAUCUUGAGUUUAACUUCUUUAACUGUGAUAUGUUCGGCUCUACAUCCUGA
This is a messenger RNA of Suillus paluster, 1377 nucleotides long. RefSeq lists its product as uncharacterized. The transcript is spliced from 5 exons. Lineage: Eukaryota; Fungi; Basidiomycota; Agaricomycetes; Boletales; Suillaceae. The record is from RefSeq and is a predicted model, not a curated record. The annotation marks the transcript as partial.